AUGAGUACUGUUCAAAAGGAUAGAAAGCAACUUCUUGAGUCUGCGGUAUCGUUUUUGAGUGACCCCAGCAUAAAGAAUGCUCCUUUGACGAAGAAGGUAGAGUUUCUACAAACAAAAGGUCUCUCGCAAGAGGAGGUGGAGGCAGCCUUGCGACAAUCGCAGGACCAAUCUAAACCGGAAAAUUUAGCAGAUAAUACCCAGUGGAGUGCGGUUCCAACGAGGAAUGAUUAUGUUUACGAGGCUGUACCACCGCCAUUACCGCGCCGCGAUUGGAAGGAUUACUUCAUAAUGGCAUCCGUCUCAGCAGGUCUAAUUUACGGUGUAUAUGAAUUUACGAAAAGGUAUGUGGUACCAAAUAUCUUGCCAGAAUCUAAAAGCAAGUUGGAGCAAGAUAAAAAAGAGAUUCAGGACCAGUUUUCCCGUGUGGAUAAAGUGCUGGACGCCAUUGAGCAAGAGCAAGAAGCAUUCAGAGUUAGAGAUCAGGAGAAACUUGCUGAAUUGGAUGUUACUCUUGGGCAGUUGAAGAAGUGUCUUGAGUAUACAACAAGGACAAGGGAAAAAAUGGAGGAUGACUUUAGAAUGCUUAAACUGGAAAUGACAAACUUGCAAAACUCUAUCGAUAAGUUUAUUAUAAAGAAGGAUAAUAGUGCAGCAUUAGAAAAAAUCAACAGUGAGUUGAACUCCCUCAAAAGUCUCAUCAAAAACUCUGGAUUUGCAGAAGGCUCCCAUGGAAGUAGUGCUGAAAGCUUGGGAAGAAAUAAAUCGCCCAUACCUAACAAUGCUGUCCCAAGCGCUGAUUCUAUACCUUCAGCUGCGGAUAUCUUAGCAAAGCUCAACAUGAAUAAGAAGGAUAAGAGUAUUGAUUCCAAUGAACCUGCGUGGAAGAAGGCAAGAGAAGAAUCUUUGGGGUCAAGUACCUAUUCUAUUCCAGAAUGGCAGAAGAGUCCCUUGAAUCAGGUUACAGUGCCCAAUUGGCAACACACCUUAGAGCAAGCUGAAGAAGAGCAGGAAAAAGCAACAGAAACUCAACAAUCGGACUGA
Messenger RNA from Zygotorulaspora mrakii, 1041 nucleotides. RefSeq names its product Pex14p (gene PEX14). Gene Ontology annotation, cellular component: peroxisomal membrane; peroxisomal importomer complex. Gene Ontology annotation, biological process: protein import into peroxisome matrix, docking. The record is from RefSeq and is a predicted model, not a curated record. Gene Ontology annotation, molecular function: signaling receptor binding. The transcript has a single exon. NCBI's taxonomy places the organism in Eukaryota, Fungi, Ascomycota, Saccharomycetes, Saccharomycetales, Saccharomycetaceae. Bases 1 to 1041 code for a protein of 346 amino acids.